Abrus precatorius (Indian licorice) is the source of this 1794-nucleotide messenger RNA. RefSeq names its product nuclear transcription factor Y subunit A-1. The transcript has 6 exons. Gene Ontology annotation, biological process: regulation of transcription by RNA polymerase II. Lineage: Eukaryota; Viridiplantae; Streptophyta; Magnoliopsida; Fabales; Fabaceae. The record is from RefSeq and is a predicted model, not a curated record. Gene Ontology annotation, molecular function: RNA polymerase II cis-regulatory region sequence-specific DNA binding; DNA-binding transcription factor activity, RNA polymerase II-specific. The coding region runs from base 278 to 1327 and encodes 349 amino acids. Gene Ontology annotation, cellular component: CCAAT-binding factor complex.
AGACUUAAAAAGACCAAGACUUUCUUCACACUGUUACUAUUCUUCUCUCUCUCUUUUUCUUUUUUUUUUUUUAAAUAUUUUUCUAUUUUUUUAUUUUAAUUUUCUCUGUUAUUAUUGGUGCUGUUGCUAUUAAUUUCUGGUGCUAAAUUGAGAGAACUCUCAGAGAGAGAGAGAGAGAGAGAGAGAGAGGAAUCAGAUUAGUUCCUUUGAAUUUCUAUCAGAAUCUGAGGACCCAAAAUCUAGGGUUUUCUGUUCUUCACCGGGUAAGGAUCUAAAGAUGCAGUCCAAGUCUGAAACUGCAAACCGACUGAGGUCAGAUCCUCAUUCUGUUCAACCCAGCAGCGUUUAUUCUGAGCCUUGGUGGCGCGGUAUUGGUUACAAUCCCAUUGCCCAAACAAUGGCUGGGACAAAUCCAUCAAAUUCGUCUCUUGAAUGCCCUAAUGGUGAUUCUGAAUCCAAUGAAGAAGGCCAGUCUUUGUCCAAUAGUGGGAUGAAUGAGGAAGAUGAUGAUGCCACUAAAGAUUCCCAGCCUGCUGCUCUGAAUCAAUCAGGGAAUUAUGGGCAAGAACAGCAAAUGCAGCAUACUGCAUCAUCUGCGCCGCCCAUGCAUGAUGAAUGCCUUACUCAGACGCCACAGCUGGAACUUGUUGGUCAUUCAAUUGCAUGUGCUACAAAUCCUUAUCAGGAUCCGUAUUAUGGGGGCAUGAUGGCAGCUUAUGGUCACCAGCAGUUGGGAUAUGCUCCUUUUAUAGGAAUGCCUCAUGCCAGAAUGCCUUUGCCGCUUGAGAUGGCUCAAGAGCCUGUGUAUGUGAAUGCCAAACAGUACCAAGGAAUUCUGAGGCGAAGACAGGCCCGUGCUAAAGCAGAGCUUGAAAAGAAGCUAAUAAAAUCUAGAAAGCCAUAUCUUCAUGAAUCUCGGCAUCAGCAUGCUAUGAGGAGGGCAAGGGGUAGCGGUGGACGUUUUGCAAAGAAAUCUGAUGCUGAAGCCUCGAACAACUCAGGCAAGGAAAGGGAUAAUGGUUCUGGUCCUGUCCUAUCAUCACAGUCAAUUAGUUCAUCUGGUUCUGAACCUUUACAUUCUGACUCCACCGAAACCUGGAAUUCUCCUCACGUGCAACAAGAUGCAAGAACAUCAAAAGCUCACGACAGGUUUGAAGCACCCAACUAUGAAAAUGGCAGUGGCUCCUACCAUAAUCAUAAUGGUUUGCAAUCUUCAACGUAUCAUUCUUCCUCAGGUGAAAGAUUGGAGGAGGGGGACUGUUCAGGUCAGCAACGGGGAAGCCUCGCUUCAAGCCAUGCGUCACAGAGGCGCCUUGCUAUUCAGUAGACCCCUGCAUUGGUGUGAGAGGCCGAGGUUGGUUUGUAUCCUAGUGACAUAUUUGGUGAAUACCUUGGUUAUCUGUAAACCAUUCUUGGCAAUAUAUGUGCCAAGCGGCAAAUCAUUCUUGGCUUUGUUCUUGUGUUUGUGGUGUGAAUGAUGGAUUUUAUGGGGGGAAAAGAAUGAUUGAUGAUUGUGGUAUAUGUGAUUUCUCUUGAAGUCAAUCAAUCGUUCAUUCUUUUCUCAUUUUUGCAUUUUGUACAGAGUUUUAGCGGUUAGUCAACUCCAACCAAUCAGAAGACUAUGGAGAAUCAAACUCUUGAUGUACCAACACUCGCUUGACUGGUUUAUCUUGUGUAAUUCAACCGGUUGUUAAUGUUAACAUUAGACAUCAUAGGAGAAAGAACGUGCAUUUAGCCACGUAAUUUGUUGGCCUUCAUGAUUUCAAUUGUUAGCAUUUCCUAGAUUCUGGUCUU